AUGGCGGUCGAAGGAGACAAACAUCAGAGACAGCCUGGCGAGGCGACGGCUUCCCACGAGCAAGAACGCGCUUCGAAACGGGCCAAAAACGGAUCGAAUUUACAGUCAGAUGACAAUCGACUGGAUGCGUUGCUCGAUCAAGUAUGGGCCCAUUAUCGGGCGUUUCUCGAAUCCGCAGCGGACCAAUAUGAUGAAGAAAUCGAACAUACAGAUGGCAAAAAUAUGGAAGGGGACUAUGAUGAAUUGGAAGAAAUAUUACAACUCUUACUGUCCCACAACGGUGCGAGCUACCAAACUCCCCAUCUCGGCACGGAUGCUCGGACUUCCUUGUCCACAUUGACCACACGUCGGUCGCUAUUGCCUGUACUAGUCAGUGUUGUUUCAAAUAUCCUGGCCGAUGCGGCUAUUGCAGAAUCCUUGCAAUCACUCAAUGAGGGCCGGGAUAGACUCAACUUGGAUGAGCACCUACCAACCAUUCAACGACACGUCACCAAUGCCUUGACGUAUUGUCCGUGGAACGCAGCGGCUUGGUCCAUGGCUGCCAACUGGGGGCGGCUCACGCAGCGACUUGUGUGGGUGGAAAAUCGUGGAGCCGAUGUGGCUCACUGGUAUCACUACGCGGCUACGUGUGCCCACCACGUCCGACACGUAGCUCUGGAGCUACUCGACGAUGAUACCGUCGAUGUAGCGGUCAAGGAAUGGUUGGAAUCGCUCGUUUUGAACCAGAUGGUGGGAGUUGAAUUCAUGGUAGACGACGAAGAGUCAGACAUUGAGGAAAAGGACGACGAGCAAGUGGAAACAUCCUCCGAAUUGGAAUACUGGUCCGCUUCGUCAGUGGAAGGGACGGCGCGAUUUAUGGCAGCCAUGCAAUUGUCCGUCAUUGGACAACACGAUCUCGCGAAAUCACAUUUGCAGCAUUUUCCUGUCACUCAUCGGCUGCAUCCACAUCUAUGGCGCUGGGGAGAAGAAGGAAACGGGACCGGUACUACCAACCAACAGAAUGAACGCAACGAAAUGGCAACCAAACUUCCGAAAGAAACGAUCAAAGACCCGGCGAUGUAUCGUCAACAAGCCAAAUUUUGUGGAUGCGCGCAAGGUGCACUUUUACCGCAGACUCUUUAUCAGCAGUUGUGUAGUGUCUUUGCCCCGGAAGCCGCCUAUUGGCAGGAAAGUGGGUACGCCCAUCGCGGUUACUAUUCGUACUUCAUGGACCGACCCUCUUCCCAACAGACACCACGUAAUGUGUUGGAAGACGUAGUAAUGAAUUACGUGUUGCCGGCCGUCGAGACUCAUCUAGGUGGACCCACGGCCGACGGCAUUUGCGGCUUUGAAUGGUGGAUCCACACCCGGCCCAUUCAGGCCAAUCUCGGGCACAAUCUACAUUUUGAUACCGACGAGGCCUUGUUGUCUCAGUCGCAACAAAUUACGCAUCCGAUCGCUUCGUGCGUACUGUACUUGACGGGUGGGGAGAAGGACGAAAAUGAUGAUAGUGGCGACGGCGGCGGUUCAACAAUUGUACUGGACCAAACUCCUGAGUCCACUGAGCUUGCACAAGUAGCCUGGAAAGCAGUUCCUCGUGACAAUCAAGUCCUUGUUUUCCCCGGGAACCUCUUGCACGGUGUACUCCCUUGUCCCGGGAAGCAACCAAACGUUGCUGUAACGGAAGACAAUCCGAAAAUGGAAACUACACCGGAUGUCAAUAGUCUAUGGAAAGCAGAACCCAAAAACGAGGGAAAAGACUUACCCAAUAAACAUCGGUUGACCUUGCUGAUCGGGUUUUGGACUCGACGUGUUCCCGACCAGAUGAAACAACAGCGACUGUACGGACCUUGUGGACCGUUGCCACCCGCUAGUGAGGAGCAUUCUUGGGUACGGGCCAUUACGAAAGGAUACGGCGGAAAAAGUAUAAAGAAAGACAGCCGUGGUGUAGAAAGAAAAGCAGCGAUACAAUUGGUGUCUACACCAAUAGCAAGGGUAUCACCAGUUUGGGAAAAAUUACAACCAGAGAUGAAAAAUGAUAGUCCUCCGUUACAAAUUCCAAAGGCGAUUGACCAUCGGUUCUUUGUGACGGGUGCACCACAAUGUUUUAGAGAUGCCCUAUUUGAAGGGGAUGAAUUUGAUGAAAUGGACCAGGUGGAUGUAGCGGAUGGGGACGCAUGA
Molecule: messenger RNA, 2160 nt
Organism: Phaeodactylum tricornutum CCAP 1055/1
Lineage: Eukaryota; Bacillariophyta; Bacillariophyceae; Surirellales; Neidiaceae
Exons: 1
Coding region: 1-2160 (719 amino acids)
Source: RefSeq, a predicted model, not a curated record